Musca vetustissima is the source of this 854-nucleotide messenger RNA. RefSeq names its product uroporphyrinogen-III synthase (gene Uros1). Gene Ontology annotation, biological process: uroporphyrinogen III biosynthetic process. The record is from RefSeq and is a predicted model, not a curated record. The coding region runs from base 21 to 833 and encodes 270 amino acids. Lineage: Eukaryota; Metazoa; Arthropoda; Insecta; Diptera; Muscidae. The transcript has a single exon. Gene Ontology annotation, molecular function: uroporphyrinogen-III synthase activity.
GUGACUAGCAGUAUUAUAGAAUGAGUCGUCAACGUACCGUGAUUAUAUUCAAAUCGGAAUCGGAAAGCACCGAAGUAUAUGCUGCCGAACUGCAGCGACACUUUUUCCAUCCCAUUUUUGUGCCCACCUUGAGUUUUGGUUUUAAGAAUCUUGAGAAGCUUCAUGCCAAGCUACAGCAUCCCGACGACUAUGAGGGUAUCAUCUUUACUAGUCCACGUUGUGUGGAAGCCGUUAUCAAGGCAUUAGAUAAACAGGAACUGCCAGGUGGUUGGAAAAUGUUGCGUAAUUUUGCCGUUGGUGAGGUGACACACAAUAUGGCCCACGAUCAUUUACAUCAAUUGUUUACGCACGGUAAACAAACCGGAAAUGCUCGUGCCUUGGGACAAUUCAUAAUCGAAACGUUUGAUGGCGACAAAGAAGCUCCCUUCCUGUUGCCCUGCAGUAACUUGGCCCAGGACACAUUGAGUGUUAUGCUACGUGAUGAAGGAUUUCGCAUUGAUGCCUGUGAGGUGUACGAAACUAAAUGUUGCCCCGAUUUGGGUGAAAAAAUGGAGACCGCUCUCAAAGCGGAUAAUAUAGAAUUUUUGGCAUUCUUUUCACCGUCCGGUGUUAACUGUGCCUAUGAAUAUUUCAAGGCCAAGGAUAUACCAAUGGAUAAAUAUCGUUUGGUUGCUAUUGGUCCCAGCACACGACGUGCUCUGGAAAAUAAAGGCCUGAAAGUAUACUGUACUGCCGAACGGCCAACCGUUGAACAUUUAAUUAAGGUUCUAAUUAAUCCCCAAGAAAGUCGAGAGAAUCUAUUAAAGGAAUCACAACAUCAACUACUUGAGUAAUUUGGCAAUAAGUAAUAUUUA